UGUUUGUAAAGUAAAAUUUGAACCGGCGGCUACCGCAAGACAACUGACUAAUAUAAUGAGGAAAACGCUUGUGACAAAUGAAGAUACUUUUUGUGCGGCUUCAAGUGUAACGCAUAGAUUCACUUUGAAACAGAAUUCCGCUAUUGGGACAUUACUUUGUUCAACUUGACAAUAGAAUAAUGUAAGUUUUUUAGCAUUAUAAAAAAUUUAUCAUUUCGGCACGGUUGACGAUUCAGGUUAAAUUGAUAAUAAAUCAACAAUGUAGAUUAUUCUGACAAUUAAGUCAUGUGUUUUCAUUUUGCUUCUAUCCGCGAUAUCUUGAAAUUAUAGUAAAAAAGAAACGAAAGGAUGAUCACUGCAAAUUUCAUAUCACAUUGCAAGACGUUUUUUAUAAUUUUCUUUAUAAUAAUGAGUCCUCGUGCUGCAAUAUCUAAUUCUGAAAUUAUAAAAACUUUAAAAUAUUUUGAAAUUUGUGACAAUCAAACCGGCAAAUUGAAAUCUAAAUUUAAUUCAGUGUGGAGAGACAUAUGCGCAACAUGGGACAAUCAAAUGAAACAUUUUAAUUUAUACUUUUAUGUCUAUCAAAAUCGGCAUAACGUUUUCGAAACAUAUAAAAAGAUGAAAAAUGUGAUUAAUUUCAAUAACUUUACGAAAGAAAUUCUAAGUGAAACUGAUGACAUAGAUAUUUCUGACUUGUGUAAUGAUAGUAAUAGCAAUAGCUUCGACAGUUUUGAAUGGAAUACGCAACAUCCAUGUAAUGAUAAAAAAAUUCAAUUUAAAAUUGUUUUAUCAAAAGAACAAUGGUUAAAUAUCAAACCAGAAGAGAAAGUCAAUAAUAGAGGAGAAAUUUAUUAUUCUUUGAAGAAUGGGUGGACACAUAUCUUGUCUGAAUUAAUUUUUCUACAAGAAAAAUUACCAUGUGCGUAUUCUUUCAAGAACCAAAAAGUAAUACACGCGAACUGUUAUGCUACAGAUUAUAUUGUAAAAAUAAAUGGAUUUUGCAGUGAUCAUAAUUGUAAAGCUCAAAUUUAUGGGCAAGGAUUAUUUCAGUUUACCAAUGAUGAUGAUAUAUCGCUCGAAUUCGUUACCUUAAAUACUAAAGAUUUAUUACACUCCAAAAAAAGAUAUGUGUCCGGAAUUCGAAAAACGUCGUUUAAAAAGCAUUUGAAACAUAAAAAAGCCGAUGUAUUUAGAAGUGAAUUAAUUAGAAAAUAUCAUAAAUAUGGCGAUCAAAUUGGUCCUUUGGUACCAAAUAACAAUGUUAUUAAUGGAGUGCGUUUCGAGGCUAAAAAUGAAGAAUUCGGUGUUAAAGAUAAUGUAUGGAAAUCUUUAACUUAUUUUAAUUUCCUGUGUCAUUAG
Molecule: messenger RNA, 1359 nt
Organism: Formica exsecta
Lineage: Eukaryota; Metazoa; Arthropoda; Insecta; Hymenoptera; Formicidae
Exons: 2
Coding region: 349-1359 (336 amino acids)
Source: RefSeq, a predicted model, not a curated record